AUGUCGGUCCGCUGUUCCCAGGCGGUCCCGGGGGCAUCCGGCAGCCAGCAUGAGGCCGACUGGGAUUUUGAUCAGAAGGACUUACGCCUGCAACAAAAAGCACUCAAUUCGGGCCAGAUCAAGGAUGAGAUCAAACGAUUUGAGAGCGUUCACCCAUGCAUAUACCAAGUUUACGAUAUCCUCGAUUACCUGAGCGAGGAAAAAGAAAAGCCCCAUCGAUUUCUUGAGAUGAUCCGGCAACAGGUGCUGCUGAUCGAAGAUUCGUUUGUCAACUCCCAUGAAUGGACGUUGAGCAGGUCCGUGACAGAACUGAGAAUCGGAGUCCUCGGCGCGAACAAUUCCGGCAAGAGUGCGUUGAUCCAUCGAUACCUCACCGGAAAGUAUACGGCUGAAGAAACGCCUGAAGGUGGUCGCUACAAGAAAGAAAUCGUUGUGGACGGGCAAAGUUAUUUGCUGCUCAUCCGUGACGAGGGAAACUCACCACCAGAUGCGGAGUUUUCCCUCUGGGCCGAUGUUGUCCUGAUGGCGUUUUCGGUUCACUCUGAAGAAUCGUUCGAUCAGAUCGACCUCCUUUAUAAAAAUCUUGGCCAAUUCCGGAAAAUGCAGGAUUUCCCUCUGAUUCUAGUCGGAACCAAGGAUACGAUCGCACAAAACAAUCCGAGACAAAUCCUCGAGCAAGAUGGACGUAAGAAAGCGAUGAACCUAGGUAGGAGUUGCACCUACAUUGAGACUUCUGCACCCGCCGGGCACAACAUCGAACGUGUAUUUAAAGAUACGGCAAGGCGAGCCAUUGAUCAGAGGAGACGUUCACUGUACCAGAGCUUCCCGGUGGAGCACAGUUUGGAUUAUCAGGAUCUGCGCACGACCAGUAUGCAACCGCCUCUCCGCACCACAUACAACGAAGGCCACCUGCGCUCUAACUCGGCGAUGCUGAUCGACACGAAAAUGUCAGUGGUGCCCCCAGAAAGACCUUCGUCGUCCAUUCGCUCGGAUUAUCGCAUUCGAGGCGGUAAUGGCGUCACCAAAAACCCAUCACUGAACUUUACCAAUGGGUUUGGCACUAGAUCCUCUGCGGCACUUCUCGACACCAAUGAAAUGUCUAUUUCGCAAGCGACCAAUUUUUCUGGCGCAGACACGUUCUCGGCAUCUACCUCGCACCUACAUACGGUGAUCACUCCGGGAUCCACUCCCACAACCCAGCGCAAGAAAAGGAUAUCCAGUUUAUUCUCGAAACGCGACAAUGGUCCUGAUGACAAACCACGGAACGUAGACCUUGGACAGGGUCGGGCGAUUCCGUGCAAACAGGGUCAUUUGUAUAAACGAACGAAAGCUACCCUCAACCGUGAGUGGAAAAAGAAGUAUGUCUGCAUAUAUUCCGAUGGCCGCCUCGUUUAUUAUCCACAUUUCAAGGAUUUUAUGGAAAAUAAGUCUACGGGAAAAGAAGUGUUCUUGGGCCUAUGUACAGUGAGGGUAGCUGGACGGCAACAAACAAAGCCGUCGAAAGAAAAGCGCCCAAGUUCGAUAGCAACGGCUGCUCCUGGGAUCAAGACUCCGGAACAGCGCGGGGAUGUGCUCUACAUCAGUGACGUCAACUCGAAGGAGACAAAUUCCCCGGGUGGAAGCGAUGAGGGAUCACCCUUUGCGAUACCAGCAAUCCCAACUUCAUCACUUAAGAAAUCGAAGAAGAAAGGAUCCGGUUCAAGCAGAAGCGAGAAAGAAGAAGAACAAGCUGCAGAAUGUUUUGAGAUUAUCUCCCAUGACUUGAAGCACUGGGAGUUUGCUGUCACGCCUGGUGAAGAUCGCGAUUCUUGGGUUUUGGAAGCAGAGCGACAAAUCGGCAAUGCUCUCGAGACCGUCAUGGGCGAAGGUGGAAAGAAGGACACAUCUAGCACCAAUACCAAUCCGUCACAGCCGGUUAAAGCAGAGGUUGCAACUAUCCUCAGGAUACCGGGGAACGAUCGAUGUGCGGAUUGUAACAGCACCAACCAUAUCAGCUGGAUAAGUCUGAAUUUGGGCAUCGUCAUCUGUAUUGAAUGCGCUGGGAUACAUCGCGAACUUGGAGUCCACAUCUCUAGGGUUCGAAGUCUGACACUUGACAAUACCCAAAUCAGCCAGCUGGCCGUCGUUCUCGCGCUUGGAAACGAAACCGCGAACCAGCUUUGGGAGCACCAUGCUCCUCGUGAUGCCAAGCCAAAACCCGACUCGAGUCGAGAAGAGAAGGAACUCUGGAUCAAAACGAAGUACAUCGAAAAGAAAUUUUUGCCCUCGGUUCGUGUAGACGAGACUCUCGCGAACCAGGUCGUCCAAGCCGUCUUGAAAAAAGAUGUGGCACAACUGUCGCUUCUGUUGACGCGUGCACAGCGAAGCGACAUAAAUGGUACUGUGUCGCCGGUUGAUCUAAGGACCCCUCUUCAUCUGGCCUGCUCUAAUGGAAGUCUGGAGACGCUUCAACUACUGAUAUGGAACAACGCUGACCCGAAAGCGCUCGAUGAAAAUGGAAGGUCCGGCUUGUGGUACGCGCUCCAGGGCGGCAACGCGGAAUGUGUUAACAUACUGCAUUCGGCCGGCCUUUCGGCUAAUUACGGCGUGACGGAUCCGAGGCUGACUGCGGCUCAUCGC
Messenger RNA from Mesorhabditis spiculigera, 2619 nucleotides. NCBI's taxonomy places the organism in Eukaryota, Metazoa, Nematoda, Chromadorea, Rhabditida, Rhabditidae. The record is from the annotation of a GenBank genome assembly.